This is a messenger RNA of Sorex araneus (European shrew), 4372 nucleotides long. Its product is annotated as zinc finger protein 829-like. Gene Ontology annotation, molecular function: DNA-binding transcription repressor activity, RNA polymerase II-specific. The record is from RefSeq and is a predicted model, not a curated record. The coding region runs from base 441 to 1340 and encodes 299 amino acids. The transcript is spliced from 2 exons. Lineage: Eukaryota; Metazoa; Chordata; Mammalia; Eulipotyphla; Soricidae. Gene Ontology annotation, biological process: negative regulation of transcription by RNA polymerase II.
CGGAGGUAAGCGGUCUGGUCCGCGCGGGAGCAGCAGAUGGAGCGUUAGCGAGCUGUCUGACGCGACUCGCGACUCUGAGAGGGCCCGCCGGACCCUGAGCUGCAGGCGCGGUCGUUUGGUGCGGGGGCUUAUUCAACACGGCGUGAAGGGGAGACUAGGCCGUCGGUUUUGCGCUGGACUACAUUUCCCAGCGUGCCCUCUGGCCCGAGUCGCUUCUCGCAGGAACUCGUAUAUCUUGUUACGCCUGGCGGGACCGUUAGGUCCGGGAGGUUAGAGGUGGUGGUACCACAAGGAAGCGGCCGCGGAGAUCGCGUCUCGACCCCGGGACACCCGAGAAGCCGGAGCUGAGGGGACGGAAGAGGGAUCUGAAAUUACUGUGUGAGAACAAGGUACUAUCUCUAAAGAGACAUUUCAGUCAGGUAAUAUUUAGCCAUAAAGACAUGCCAACUUUUAUUCAGCCCACAUUUAUAACUCCAUAUCAAAAAAAUGUUAAUGAAGAAAAAUCCACUGAGUCUAAGAUGUGCAAAAAGGCCUGUAGCCAGAACCCACAGUGUAUUCAACAUCAGAAAUAUGAUGUUGCUGAAAAACGCUAUGAAUGUAAGGAGUGUGGGAAAUUAUUCAGUCGUGGCUCACUUGUUACUCGCCAUCAGCGGAUUCACACUGGAGAAAAACCUUAUGAAUGUAACGAAUGUGGCAAGGCUUUUAGGUGUAGUUCAUAUUUUUCCCAACAUCUUAAGACUCACACUGGUGAGAAACCCUAUGAAUGUAAGGAAUGUGGAAAAGCCUUUAAUUAUUUUUCAAACCUUAAUGAUCAUCAGCGAAUUCACACAGGUGAAAAGCCUUAUGAAUGUAAAGUGUGUGGGAAAGCUUUUAUUAGGAGCUCACAACUUUUGCCACAUCUAAGAAUUCAUACCGGUGAGAAACCUUAUGAGUGCAAGGAGUGUGGAAAAGCAUUUGCUCAACGCUCAAGUCUUAUUAAGCAUCAGAGAAUACAUACAGGUGAGAAACCUUAUGAAUGUAAGGAAUGUGGGAAGGCCUUCAGUAGUGCCUCCGCACUUACUAACCAUCACAGAAUUCAUGCUGGCAAGAGACUUUAUGGAUGUGAAGAAUGUGGAAAGGCCUUUAUUCAGACCUCAGAACUUAUUCAGCAUCAAAGAAUCCAUACAGAUGAGAAGCCUUAUGAAUGUAAUGAAUGUGGCAAGACCUUUAAUAAAGGCUCAAAUCUAACCAGACAUCAAAGAAUUCACACAGGUGAGAAACCCUAUGAAUGUAAGGCAUGUGGAAAGGCCUUUGGUAGUCGCUCUGACCUCACUCGCCAUGAAGGAAUUCAUGCUGGAUGAAUGAUGAACCUAUUUGCUAGUCUUUAUAAUAUUGAUUGAACCUGGUAUUGUGAAAAACAAAAAAUAUAAUGCAGAAGUGAAGUUCCUCUGUACGGUGUGUCUUAGGGUUAUUAUAGCAAAAUAAUAAUAAAAAUACCACAAAACUCACUUAAAACCAUAGAUUGAUUCUUAGUUUUGAAGUUCAAGGUCACAGUUGUUGAAUCAGUUCCUUCUGUGAGAAUUUGUUCUAUUUCCUUCUCACUUAUGAUAAUAGCUAGUAACUUCUGAUGUUCCUUGUCUUCCUUGUCUUGUUACUAUAUCAGUCCAGUCUCUGCCACCUUCACAAUGCACUUACUGUAUCUCUGGUUUGUUUUGACUUACAUAGAUAUCUGUCACUGCAUUAGAGUUUACACUAAUGACCUCAUUUAAAAUUGAGCAAAUCUUUAGGUGUAACGGUGGGUUUGGUGUUUGAAUAUUAAAUGUAAUCAAAUAUUGUGAACUGCUUUAUAAAAUAAAAAAUUUUUUAAAAAAUCUUCAAAGAUCUUAUUCCAUAUAAGAGCACAUUCACAGAUACAAGAGACCGGUGCUUCAUCAUAAUUCAACUUGUAGCACAUUAACACUAUUUUCUGGUAUAUCUGUUAUAUAGCAGUGUCGCACUGUAGCACUGUCCUCCUGUUGUUCAUCGAUUUACUCCAUAGGGCACCAGUAACAUCUCCAUUGUGAGACUUGUUACUGUUUUUGGCAUAUCCAGUACGCCAUGGGUAGCUUGCCAGGCUUUGCUGUGUGGGCGAGAUACUCUCGGUAGCUUGCCAGGCUCUCCGAGAGGGAUGAAGGAAUCGAACACGGGUCGGUCGCGUGAACGGCGAACGCCCUACCUCUGUGCUAUCGCUCCAGCCCAUCUGUUUUAUAUAUAACUUCUUAAAUAAACGUAUUUUAAACAGAAAUAUCAGGCCAGAUAUACAAGGGAUAAGCCUUACUUGUGGCCAACCUGGUUCUGUAUACCUGGUGUUGCAUAUCUACCCUGAUCUACCUGACCCUGCAUAUCUAUCCUGAAGACUGUCAGGUGUGAUUCCUCAAAAACACAAAAUGGAAAUUCAGGUUUACUUAAAUUUGUUGAGGAUGAGCUCCCCUCCCCCCCAAGAAAGUUUCUCUCAAAACAUUCAGCAAUUGCUUCUUUCCCUUUUUGGGGUAAGGAGGUCAGAGCUACAGUUGGAGAUACUCAGAGGCUACUCCUGGUCUAAGCUCAGGGGUCAGUCCUGGCAGUACAUUGGGUACCAUAUGUGAUGUCAGGAAUUGAACCAGGAUUGGCUGCAUGCAAGGUAAGCACCUUAAUCCUUACACAGUUGCUUCUUUCUUGAUUUCUGUUCCUUCUUGGAUAUAUAUAUAUAUGUGUGUGUGUAUCAAAUAUGUAUUAGUUUAUAUAUAUACUAAUAUAUACACACACAUAUGUGUGUAUAUAUUUUGAAUUGUCUUUUUCUGUUACUGUGACCUGAUAUUUUUGCCUCUGUCAAUACUAGAAAUUGUGAUAUAUGUUAUAAUUCCUUGUAGAAUUGUAACUGUUCAUGAUGAAGGUCCCUUUUUUGUAGUAAAACUAUUUUGUUACUUAAAAAAUAAUGCAUGGGCCAGAAAGAUAGUACGGCAGGUAAGGUUCUUCCCUUGCACACUGCCUACUUGGGUUUGAUCCCUAGCACCAUAUGGCCCCUGGAGCACUGCCAGGAGUAAUUCCUGAGCAGAGCCAGGUGUAGCCCCCAAGCCGAAAAUAAAAGAUUGUAAGGUUUUCAGACACACUGCUUUCAGUAUCUGGUAUCUAAUUAUUACUAGUCUUCAGGAAUUUAUUUUCUGUAAUCAUAUUUUUGCCUAAAACAACGAGCCUUAUGCUGCUGAUUUAGUAAAUAGCAUAGAUGUUUAUUCUUUUGUAUAUGUGUUGUUUAUUUGUUUUUAUCCUAUACUUAGUGGUGCUCAGGGAACCGUAAGGGGAACCAGGAUUAAACCCUGGUCUGCCAUGGGCAAGGUAAACAAACGCCUUGCCUGCUGUCUAUCACUCCAGCCCCUGGAUGUUUAUUUUUUUAAUGAUGUAAAAUAAACUCUGCUUGGGCUGAAAGAGUACAGCAGGUAAGAUGCUUGCCUUGCAUGGCUCACCUGGGUUUGAUCCCCUGUAUUCCACAUGGAACCCUAGCUUUACUGGGUGUGUGGUCCAAAAACCAAAAACUGCAGUGGUUGACUCAUUUGACAAGCAUGGUGCCUGCUAAAAUUUCAUUGUUAUAAAAGUUAUGUUCUAAGGGCUAGGAUAAUAGCUCAGAGUUGGAGCCCCGGCUUUGCAUGCUGAAGGCUAGAUCUCAAUCCCUAUCACUGCAUGGUUCCUUGAGUAUUGCUGGGAGUGACAUCCCAGCACUGCAUAGGGAAUAACAGAAGCAUCCCAGAAAGUGGCUUAAAAAAAAGAUCUACGGCAAUCUUAGUGAUCUUGGUGCUUUUUUGGUUUGUGUUUUGCAGAUUAUUCAGGAGUUAUUCCUGGCUCUGCAGGUCUCAUACAUGCAGAACACCUGCAUUACCACUAAGACACAGCUCUGGCCCUAAAGCCCUUACAUCCCCAUGUUGAAGAAAAAGGGCCCUAAAGCCCUUACAUUACUAUGUUGAAGAAGAAAUAUUGUUUCCAUACAGCCAAUAACUUCCAAUUCCCUGACUGAAAUCAAAUCAUACCAAUUUGCUAUUCAUUCCAGAUCUUUAAAAACACUAUUUUUACUGCUAAGAAUGUGACUCAGUGGUAAAGCAUAUACCUUGCAUGCCUGAGAUCUGAGGUUCAGCUGGAAAUUUUUUUUUUACUUAAAUGUGUGUACCUAUAUAACCAAUAAUGUAAGAACUUGUAGAAAAAGUGCUAUGUUACAAUUUUUUGUGUAAGUAUAUGUGUAGACAAUGUGGUAGAUUACUAUUAGAAUUUAAUAAAUGUAAAGUGAUGAAACUUGUAGAAAAAAGUGUUGCGUUGUAAUUUUUGUAUAUGUGUGUACACUGCUACAUUACUAUUAGAAUUUAAUAAAUGGAAAGUGAUGAAACUUUUA